CACGGUGAUCUGAUUUUGCUGCGUUGUGGGAUUUGCAAUCGAUGAUUGUUUCCACCGACUAAGUGCUGAGUUGCGUUUUUCAAUCACGUUGACAAAUUUCAUAUAGGUAUUGCGUUAGCUCCACGUGAAUUUUCACUACUUAAGCUCCUCAGAUCGAUCCUCUUGAUUCAUUCCGCUACACAGGAAGCAAGGAAAACCCACUGUUCUCUCUACUGAAGCUACAAGGACAUCAUCAUCAUACAAUGUCAAAACCCUCGUCCCACGCUGAAGAUUUAUAUCUCUCAUCCUCCACGGAGGAAGAUUCGUCGGCACCGCCGCCGCCACCGCCGAAGGUUGACGUGAUCGACAAAAAGAAAAAAUCCAAGCCGCCAACAUCGACGAGCUCGAGCAAGAGGUCAAAACGUUCGUCCCAUACCGAUUCGUAUCUCUCAUCCUCCACUGAGGAAGAUUUGCCAGCACCGCCACCGCUACCACCGAAGGCUGACGCGGUCGAAAAAAGAAAAAAUCCAAGCCAUCGACAUCGUCAGCAAGCUCGAGCAAGAGGGUCAGAAUAGCUCCUGUGAAGCCGCGGCACGGCACUGCAGCGGAACUAUUCGGUGCCGAUAGCGAUGACGAGGGAUUAGAAGCGAACCAACCUGCAGGGGAGGGUAAAUUAUUAUCGUACAUUUCACGACGACUUGCGAACGGUUUUGCUCGUCAGACAAAUCCUGAUAAAAAGGGCACCCACUUUGUUGAGGUCAAAGUGUAUAAAUGCGAUGAUAUUGAAAAGGUGACACCAGUAAAUCGAUGGCGUCAUGCUGUAGUAAAUAUUAAAAACCGAACCGAUGAUAAUACUGAAGCUUGGAGACACUUGGCUAAUUUUAUUCACGCAACGCGAAAGGAAUACCGAACAUGUGCGCCGUCAUUUGUUAGCAAUUAUUAUUGAUCAAUUUAAGCCAUCGUAUAUAUCUCUUAUUACCACACUUAUUAGUGCAUCUGUAAUAAAAUACGAGGAUUAUAAAUAAAUGACUAAUAAAUUAAUAACGAGCUGAUAUUUGUGGUAUUCCUUUUACGUUCUGUGAAUAAUUUUAACUAAAUGUUCAAACGUGUUAGAGUGAAUUUAUUUCUUUUUCGUACAUAGAAUUAUUCCUUUUUGUAAAAUAUGGGACCAAUUGCAUAGAUUGAACUAUGCGUGGAUCCAACUAUCCUGAACACAACGUAAAAGUAAUAGCACAGAUGUGAGCCCUCAUUUAUUUGUUGACAUCUAUUAAUAAUGUUUUUUACCCAUAUUCAUUUUGAAUUACAUUACCUAUGUUAUGAAAUGGAAUAUAAGUAUUAUAUAAUACAUACUUUAAUUAAUUAUAAAUGUAUAUCUAUUGUAGUACUAAUUUGGAAUAAAAUGAUAUCUAUAAAGUGUGUUAUUUU
Leguminivora glycinivorella is the source of this 1404-nucleotide messenger RNA. Its product is annotated as zinc finger protein 865-like. The coding region runs from base 243 to 554 and encodes 103 amino acids. Lineage: Eukaryota; Metazoa; Arthropoda; Insecta; Lepidoptera; Tortricidae. The transcript is spliced from 3 exons. The record is from RefSeq and is a predicted model, not a curated record.